AUGGUUUCUCGCAGAAACGACUCUACCAUUGCCGCUGGAGAGCAUGUCGUCUUGCGCUUGCCAUCUGAAGGAUUAAAAAUUGUCCAUCUACAGGAGUCCGGGUUGAUCAGUUUGGGGAAGUUUGGUACAUUUGAAGUGUCGAAUAUCUUGGGGCAUCUGCUUGGCUCAUCAUUUGAGAUUGUCGAAGACAACAAAGUACGGAGGAUCAAGAGUAUAGACGAGCAGUUCGACCUAAGCCAAGCUGAUGAAAGUGUCCAAAGACAGGAAUUGUCGAAAAUGUUCAACAAUAGCGCCGAGAACAAUCAGAAUAUCAUUGACAUUGGCGAAAAGAUCCAGAGUCUAUCACGGAAGGACAUUGACGACCUCAAGAAAAGCGGCGCCUCGUCGAACAUUGGUCAGAUCAUCAUUGAGAAAAUUAUUGCUGGCCACGAAGGUUUCGACAAAAAGACAAUCUUUUCCCAGCAAAAGUAUUUAAAGAGAAAGCAGUCCAAGUUCAUGAGACGUUUCACCGUGGAUUACCUUGGAGCAACGCAGCUCUUGGAAUACUAUAUUGAAAAGGACAGCAAUAGAGUGAUGGGCUUGUCCGUGGAGUCCCUUGGGUUGAUGCUAUCUUACGGUAAUGUUCGCCCCGGUGGGAAUUAUUUGGUGAUUGACGAAACUGGAGGUGUUCUCACUUAUGCGAUGAUGGAACGAAUGGGCAAUGAGGGGACGAUUGUGUUUUUGCAUGAAAAUGAGCACCCCAAUGUCAUAGCUUUGGCCAAUUCGGACUUUGAAGACAAGGUGAUUGACCAAGUUAUCAAGCCGAUUAACUGGCUACAGUUUGCCGAGCCAGAAAAUGAAAGGAUUCAAUUUGAAGAGCAAGAUGAGUCUGAGAUCAAAAAGACGCGAUUGAAAGAACAAUAUAUCAAGAGAAGAGAUCGAGCGAUUAGCGUAAAUGCAGUGAUAGAUUUGGUUGAAAAAGCCAACUUUGACGGCUUCAUUUCAGUAUCGACGUUGUACAUGCCCGAUGUAUUGGAAUACGUCUUGCCCAAAAUUGGAGGCUCUAAACCGAUUGUUAUAUAUAACCAAUUUAAGGAGCCGCUUGCUGAAGUCCAGGAAAACUUCACCAAAGAUGGUAGAAUUUUGGCUUCUUCUAUAUUCGAGACCAGAGUGCGACCAUUCCAAACCAUACCGGGGAGAAUCCACCCGGUGAUGACAAUGAGAAGCGGUGGUGGGUAUGUGUUGUGGGGAACACGUGUCAUCCCCAAUGAGAGUGUCAUUGCCGUCGGCAAAGGUAUCAAAAGGAAACGGGAAGAGUCGGUGGAGUCCGACUUGGACGCGUCUGACAGUAAAGCUCUGGAAAGCGGCAACGAAAUCUCACCAUAA
Messenger RNA from Lodderomyces beijingensis, 1365 nucleotides. Lineage: Eukaryota; Fungi; Ascomycota; Pichiomycetes; Serinales; Debaryomycetaceae. The record is from the annotation of a GenBank genome assembly.